Messenger RNA from Pollicipes pollicipes, 570 nucleotides. RefSeq names its product proline-rich protein 2-like. NCBI's taxonomy places the organism in Eukaryota, Metazoa, Arthropoda, Thecostraca, Pollicipedomorpha, Pollicipedidae. The transcript has a single exon. Bases 1 to 570 code for a protein of 189 amino acids. The record is from RefSeq and is a predicted model, not a curated record.
AUGGCUGGAGGAGCCUUCCCGGCCGCAAGAGCCGACGGAGCCUCGGACCUGCCCAGACCGCUGGACCCACCAGAGUCGCUCAGCCAGCCGGAGCCGCCGGAGCCCCCAGAGCCGCCAGGGUCACUCAGGCCGCUGGAGCUGUCGGGCCCCCGGUGCCCCCGGAGCAGCACAGGAAAGCCCACGCCGCCCGAACUCGACGAGACGCCGGACCGUCCAGAGCCACCGGAGCCGCUCAAGCCGCUGGAGGUCACGGAGCCACCGGAGCUGCCUAAGCUCCAGGGCCAUCUGGAGCCGCCAGAGCCGCCCAAGCCGCCGGAGGCCACUGAGCCACCCAGGCCACCGGAGGCCACGGAGCCGGACCACCCGCCGGAGCAGCGGGUGCCUCCGGAGCUUCCCGAGCCGCCGGAGUCGCCCCGGCCGCUGGAGCUGCUGGGGCUGCUGGGGCCACCGGAGCCGUCGGAGCCCCAGGAGCCGCCCCAGUCACCAGAGCUGUCCCCGGAGCCGCCGGGGCCGCCCCAUCUAGAGGCCACGAUGCCCCUGCCUCCGCCGGGGGGCACAAUGGCCCGUUGA